AUGACUAACGUUAGAAAAGUCAUGAUUCAAAUGUUAGUAAUUCUAGUCUUAACCAAUUUGUCUUACUCCGUGGGAAAUUUUAUCAGCCAUCCCUUCAACGCAUCCAAAGUGUUAACCAUAACAGCUAUGUUUGCUAUGAACGAAUACUCGGCAACAUUUGUAGCUACUAAGCUGGCAUUGGAGCAUAUCAAUCUAAAUCCAGAUAUCCUUCCUGGUUAUUAUCUUAAUAUGAGUUGGAAAGACACUCAAUGUGAUCCAAGUAUCGGAUUAAAGAACUUAUUCGAUGAGUUAAGUACCCCACCGAUUAAGAUCAUGGCCCUUGGGGCAUCCUGUUCGCAUGUUACAGAACAAGUUACUAGAUUUACUAAAGAGUUUAAGCUAUUGCAGGUUUCACCGUCGUCGUCGUCGCCAGUCUUAAGUAGCAAAUCAGUCUAUCCUUAUUUCUUUCGCACAAUCGUUUCUGGAGAUGCUUUUCCUGUUAUAAUGUUGGAUAUUUGUCGAAAAUUUGGAUGGAAAAGAGUCUCUAUCCUUAAUGAAAAGCAAGAGUUUUUCACAGCGGGGAGCUUAGCAUUGAUUAAAACUGCGGAAACGAGAUACCAAAUUUCAGUUGCUAGCUCACAGGAAGUUGACAGCGAUCAAGAUCCAUAUCUUGCGUUACUCACUAUCCGCAAAACCGGAAAUAGAGUUAUUUUAGCGGGAUUCUUACCUGAAAUGGGUCGUAAAAUAUUUUGCCAGGCCUAUCAUAUGGAUAUGACCGGCCCAAAUUAUAUCUGGAUCAUCCCAGAUUCGUUACCAAAGUAUUGGUGGAGAAUUCAUGGAAAUGUAACUCUGAGACAUUCUAAUAAGUUUUGUGGCCGCAAAGAAAUGGACCAUGCAGUAAAAGGUUACUUUUCGGUCUCAGAUUACCCAAUUGCCACAAAACUUUAUGAAAAUACUGUUUCAGGAUUUACACCGUCAAAAUGGCUAAAAGUCUAUAAAGAAUAUCAGCAAAAGCAUUAUCCUAACUAUACAGCUAAUGAACAGUAUGCUGGAUAUGCCUAUGAUGCUGUUUGGUGUAUUGCGCUAUCUCUCAAUAAUUCGAUCCGGCCAUUACAUAAAAAUCAUGGCACUAAAUUAGAAAAAUUUGUAUAUCACAGCAGUGAUUUCAUCGAUACGUUUGUAAGCCAAAUGGAAGAACUUAAAUUUAUGGGUAUUUCGGGGUCAGUAUCGUUUACUUUUAGAGGCAAUCGCAUAGGCGCCGUAAGAGUAGGCCGCAUUCAAGGCUCAGAUUUGCAAAAUGUUGAAAUUGCUAUUUAUGCAACAUUCGAAGAAUCUCCCGUCUGGAAAACAACAGCAAUUCAAUGGGGAACUCCAGGUAACAGUGUACCCAAAGAUCGACCAACAAGCAAAAUCAUGACAGUAUCCAUUCCGCUAGAACUUUACGUCGCCAUUGCUGUUAGCGUAUUGUCUCAAUCGAUCAUCCUAUGUUUGGGAUUUUCUAUCGGUUAUGGAGCUUUGUUAGCUAAAAUAUGGGAUAUCUAUAAAAUUCAAACUACUGCUGAAGGCAAGCUAGUAAGGGGUACCAAGAACUGGCAAUUAUACCUUAUGGUCUUUUUGGUUUGCGUUGGUAACUUAUUGGUAGUCAUAUUAUUUUCUGUUACUGAUCCAAUCGUGAUUGCCGAAAGAAAUUAUACUGAAAUUAAUGCUGAUAUAUCAGCAAAAUUAACAGGUGGUCUACCUGAAGAAAGUUUAGUAACGUAUAUUGCACGUUAUUGUGUUUACCAAUACUCUAAUAUCCGUCUGGCAGUAGUGUCUAUCUCGAACGGAAUUUUACUAAUCAUUGGUAUAGUUCUAUCAUGGAAAGCUCGAGCUGUCGUUCUUCCUAUCAGCAAUGAAGCCAAAUACGUUGGAUUUUCUAUCUAUAAUGUAGCACUAUUCAGUAUUAUUGGAUCUGUUCUUUCUGUCACUACUCAAGAUAGGCCUGUUUCUAAUUUCGGAUUAACUUCGCUCUUUAUCUUGGUAAUCGUCUUCGUCACAAUGUUCCUAUCCUUCCUGCCUAGGAUCUACUAUGUGUGGAAGGUGGUCAAGGCAAAUAAGCAAAAGGCGCAUGAAAGUAUCAAUGACGAUCGAGAAUCGGCUACAAUGAAAUAUCACGAUGAGGCUAAAAUAAAGCGUAGACUGUCUCAAAACGAAGUAAGGAAUGAAAUUGAUCGAUUAAAUACCAGCGUAUCACAGCUAGUAAAUCAAGCCGCUGUGCUACGAAUUUCUUUACAUAAAGCGGAUAAGCAAGUCAACACACGUAGAAUUUCGACUCUGGGUUUUGUCAUGUAUGAAAAGCAAUCAUCAAACUGCGGAGUCAUUUUUGUUGAAAAUAUUGCCGAAACGGAUUCUUUUUCUUCGGUAUCAACCUGA
Messenger RNA from Trichoplax adhaerens, 2391 nucleotides. RefSeq lists its product as uncharacterized. Gene Ontology annotation, biological process: G protein-coupled receptor signaling pathway; gamma-aminobutyric acid signaling pathway. The coding region runs from base 1 to 2391 and encodes 796 amino acids. Lineage: Eukaryota; Metazoa; Placozoa; Uniplacotomia; Trichoplacea; Trichoplacidae. Gene Ontology annotation, molecular function: G protein-coupled GABA receptor activity. The record is from RefSeq and is a predicted model, not a curated record. The transcript is spliced from 15 exons. Gene Ontology annotation, cellular component: membrane; G protein-coupled receptor heterodimeric complex.